Colletotrichum higginsianum IMI 349063 is the source of this 1203-nucleotide messenger RNA. RefSeq names its product Nuclear pore protein-like protein. The record is from RefSeq and is a predicted model, not a curated record. The transcript is spliced from 2 exons. The coding region runs from base 1 to 1203 and encodes 400 amino acids. Lineage: Eukaryota; Fungi; Ascomycota; Sordariomycetes; Glomerellales; Glomerellaceae.
AUGUGUUCAACCGCCUCCAAGAGCCUUUUCGGCGGCCCGACCUUCUCCUUUGACUCGUUACCUUACCGGCCCAUUGACCAGACUGUCAUCGGUGGAAGCAAGAUGUCUUCCAGCUGUACGGUGGUUGUGACGGAGCAGGUGACGGAGCGCAUCACGGAGCUCAUCUCUUCGCCAACCAUCUACCUCGACGACAGCGGCGACCUGAGACUCUGCGUCGGCGGCGAUGUCGACGAGUACCCGCAAGACUUCGUCGUCUGCUCAAGGGCCCUCGGACGGAGUUCGCCGGUGCUGAAGGCGAUGCUGUUCGGCGGGUUCGCCGAAUCCCGUCCGGCGGCCGACGAUGGCGGCGAGUGGACAGUGGACCUGCCCGAGGACUCGACCGCGGCGAUGGAGAUCGUGCUGAACAUCGUCCAUGGCCACUUCAACCUCGUCCCGGAGAAGCUGCCGCUGAUGCGCCUCUACGACGUCCUCACCAUCACGGAGAAGUACGACAUGACGGUCAUCGUCCGGCCCUGGGCCCGCUCGUGGAUGCAGGCGGUCCGGCACCAAACCGACAAUGCCCACCUGCUCUGCGUCGCGUGGGAGCUGGGCGACGCCGAGGUCUUCGAGACCAUGUUCAAGAAGAUGACGUACGAGUCCAUGAUCGACCUGCAGGGGCGGUUGGUGUUUGGCCACUCGGCGCGGAUCUGGAAGCCCGGGCCGGAAGGAUACAACUUCCCCAUUGACAGAAUCCAGUAUCUGCGACCGCCAGAGGUCUUUGAAACCAUCGCCAAGCACCGCCAGGCCCUCAUCUCCGCCCACCUGGACCACUUUGUCGUCCUGUACAGAUGUCUCAAGGAGGGAUGCCGAUACAUGAAGGGAUACUACCACAGCUCCUCGGACGCAGAGGAGUGCAACAGCAUGCUCCUCGGGUCGCUGGUGCGGUGCCUCGGGAAGGGCAAGGUCGACAUCACCAUGCCCAACCCGUGCGAGUCAUAUCGGGGAAACAUCGAGUCCCUGGAGAAGGCAACGAGCGCCGUCAAGCUUCUGACGAUCCACCGGCCCUCCCCCGCAAACCAGUGCCUAAAACGGAUAGAAGAGGAGUUGGCCAAGGGUGCGGUGACGGCGGCGGAGACGAAAGGGGAGAUGGUCGUCGUCCGGCCGGAGCUUCGGGGAUACCUCGACAAGCAAUCCCAAAAGACGGGCGUCGCGAUUCCUGCAUAA